Molecule: messenger RNA, 261 nt
Organism: Drosophila biarmipes
Lineage: Eukaryota; Metazoa; Arthropoda; Insecta; Diptera; Drosophilidae
Product: cytochrome c oxidase assembly factor 4 homolog, mitochondrial
Exons: 1
Coding region: 64-261 (65 amino acids)
Biological process (GO): mitochondrial respiratory chain complex IV assembly
Cellular component (GO): mitochondrial intermembrane space
Source: RefSeq, a predicted model, not a curated record
ACCCUGCCCGAAUUUCGUAAUUCGAAACGAACUGCAGCGAUUCCCACCGGCGAGGAGCAGAAAAUGUCCGCAGCGACGGAUCAGGACCCCGUGGAACUGAUGCUAAAGAAGACGGGCUGCAUAGAGCUCCACUACAAGGUGCAGGAGUGCAUCGCCGAGACGGGCGACUGGAGGGCUUGCCAAGACAAAGUCAAGGAGUUCCGCGCGUGCAUGCAGAAGUACGUGGAGCAGCAGAGCCAGAAGUAUGCCCACGUCAAGUAG